Colletotrichum higginsianum IMI 349063 is the source of this 951-nucleotide messenger RNA. RefSeq lists its product as uncharacterized. The coding region runs from base 1 to 951 and encodes 316 amino acids. Lineage: Eukaryota; Fungi; Ascomycota; Sordariomycetes; Glomerellales; Glomerellaceae. The record is from RefSeq and is a predicted model, not a curated record. The transcript has a single exon.
AUGUGCUAUCUUCAAGAGAACACCAGCAUCCCCGUCCCUGAAAUCUUUGAUUGGGCUUGUGAGUCUGAUCCGGAAAACUCCGUGGGAGCUAGCUACAUCCUGAUGGAGAAGCUUGAUGGGCACCCUUUGAUUUGGCAAGCGACGACUCCGAUACAGAGAGAGAAGAUCAUGCAACAGCUGGUUGAUGUGUUUCUGGACAUAGAAAGGCACCCCUUCGAAACUAUGGGAUCCAUCUUCACCGUCAGACGCCCUGCCGAGUUCGUGGUGCAAGGCAUUGCCCAACACGCAACUUACCGGAUGGGAGCUGGAGGACUGCCUGGCCCUUUUGCUUCUUCCCUAGAAGCGUCAGUCGCCAUCGUCAAGUCGUACCUUUCGAUGAUAGCCAACGGCGAGAUUGGAGCCGACAAUGCGGUGGAUACCUAUCUUGCACAUCGCUUUCGUCUGGAUGUUGCCAGCGGACUCUGGGCGGAUGGUCCGUCAGAAAACCGAUUCUUUCUCAAGCAUCCCGAUGACAAGGGCGACCACAUCCUCGUCAACGAAUCGUAUGAUAUCGUAGGAAUCAUCGACUGGGAGUGGACCCGGACCGCUUCCAAGCCGGAGGCUUUCAGUUCGCCAUGCAUGAUGUGGCCACUGGGGAAGUUUUACGGGGGCUCCAACGAGCUGGCCCCAGACGAAGUGCGGCUGGCGGAAAUAUUUGGGGAAAGGGGCCGCAAAGAUCUCUCCGACUGUGUGAUGCAGGGCAGGAAGGCUCAGAGAUUCUUUUUUGCUCUGGGUCCCGAGAGCCCUUCCUCGGACCGCAAGACGUUUUUGGAUCUAUUCAUGGGGCUUCAAUCAGCCUUCAAUCUUGGGGACGAAGGGUGGGACAAGUGGAGGGACGAGGCCCUCGUCCGAUGGAAAGAUGAUGAACUGCUCCAGGGUUUGGUUCGGCCCCAGGAACGCGAAUAUGUUUGA